AAACUUCUGAGAAAUCGGCAAGCGCAUCUAUUCUUUCGACAGGGCACUACUGCCUUUCGCUUGCACUGCGCCACCGGCUUUCCCACAAUUUCCGAGAAACUGGCAAGCACCCAUUGUUGCAAGUAAGCUAAGACAUCGGCUCAGGCCACCAGCGUCCAGUCCAGCUAUAAAAAGCCAACCCGUUGCACGGCCUUCCCCACAGGUCUGUGCUCACCACAACAGCAGCUUGUGGGUAACAGUUCUUUCUUCAUUCCUCGUAAAUUACACAUAGCAACUUAUUACGCCCCGACUGGCCUCCGAUCCACAGCAACUUUCUGAACAAGUGAUCAAGGCACCAUGAGUUCGUCCGUGAUGGCCGUCAAAGAUAUGAAUCACCUGCAGGAGGUUCUGGCCAUGGCUAAGAAGGACUCCAAGCUGCUGGUGCUGGAGCUUAUGGGAUCGGUGAACUACACCACGACGUGCGAGUUCAUGAGGCCGAUUCUGGAUGGUAAGAUCGUCCCCGCGUUCGGAGGCAGUGCCUACUUCUAUAAGCUCGACGUCGACAACCACGAGUUCAAGGGUUUCAAGACGAAGUGGAAGGUCCAGGCGCUGCCGGACUUCGUGAUGGUGAAGAACGGCAAGCAGGUGAACCGCCUCGUCACAACCGAUAAAGACGAGCUCAUGACCGCCAUCAACGCAGCCUUUGAACCCUAAAAUUGAUAUUGAUCAGAUCAGUCGGCGUGACGAUCCAGACACAAAUUAAAGCAUGACACACACACACACACACACACAUGCAUGCAUGACACAUUAUUGUACAUGUAAGUUUGAGUUUACACACACCUAUAUCUACCUGCAUGUAUAUGCCUAGUUCAUGUGGGGUCAUAUAUACGGUCCGUGUGCGUACCUCUCUUUGAUUUCUUCGGGCAACAGUACAAGAUCGAUGGUCCCACCUUGAUGCCAUGGAGAAAUGGAAUACAAAAAUGACGGUUUGGAGUA
Molecule: messenger RNA, 975 nt
Organism: Setaria italica (foxtail millet)
Lineage: Eukaryota; Viridiplantae; Streptophyta; Magnoliopsida; Poales; Poaceae
Product: thioredoxin H2-2
Exons: 3
Coding region: 337-693 (118 amino acids)
Source: RefSeq, a predicted model, not a curated record